GCAGGGCGGCGGUAGCGUUACUCCUUGUGAAUACGUCAAUAUAUAUUAUUUUCUGUUUUCUUUUACCAUGAAAGUCACGCCUCUUUUCAUUUUCUCUUAAUUUUAUUCUGAAUAUGUACAUUCAAUGCCAUUUUUUGUACUUUUGUACUUUUAGGUUAUACUCAAUCAAUGCUUAUUACACGGUAUAAGUACAUAUUCAUGCAUAUACAAUUUGGUCCAUGUUUAUGUGCCUUAUAUCACUAUUCAGGUAUGAUGUACUCACGAGAAGUAACGCCAUCGCUGCUCUACUACGUAGCCAAGAGAGAGAAGAGAGUGAAAGAGGUGAGCUCUUUAUUGUCUUUAGAAAGCGGCCUAAGUCUGCGCGGACACGGAGUCCAAGGGCGCAGUUGUGUUAGGCCUGGCGCUGAAGUUAAGCCGUCAAUGCUUCCCCGAGUCUCCCCCUAA
Molecule: messenger RNA, 444 nt
Organism: Nematocida parisii ERTm1
Lineage: Eukaryota; Fungi; Microsporidia
Exons: 1
Coding region: 169-444 (91 amino acids)
Source: RefSeq, a predicted model, not a curated record